AUGCUGCUAAAUCUUUUUACAAUAAUUGGAGCUCUAAUUUUACAAAGAGUUUUAAGUGAAGAAACAAUCGAUGCUCGUUAAGAUUUAUUUUAAUUAUAAACCACUAUUAGCUUUAACCUUGGCUCUCCUUCUGUUCCACAAAAAUUGAGGGUUUAUUUAGGUACAAAGUCGUAUUCGUAAUUAGGAUAAUUUAUAAUAGAUUAAAGCUAUACUGAAAAUAAUUAAAUAUAUGCUGAUUAGAUUAAAUAUUAUAAAAUAACAUUGUACGAUAUGAAAAAAAGUACAACUGCCUAGAUUCAAGAGACUUUUGAGAAAGAAGACUAAGUGUAUGACUAAAAAAUAUAGGGAGUUUUUGUAAAUGAUAUGCUCUCCUAUAAUAAAAUAUAGUCAAAGUAUAAAUUUGCUUGCGCUACAUAUGGAUAAAGCUAAUAUUUUUAUUACAACGGGGUUAUCAUUUUUAAUAGACUUGAUGAAAAUAUCUUUGAUUAAAUGUAUUAAUCAAAAUCUAUCAGAACCAGCGAUUAUAUCUUGAGUGGAUCAAAAAGUUAAAUACUAAUUGACAAUUUUCCAUUUAUUUAAAAUAAUAUUCACAUUACUUUUGACUUAGAUAAAACUAAUGAAUAUUACAAUAAUCCUUCCAAUCCUCUUGUUAGUAACUCAGAUACAUUUUAAAUUAUGAGCUAUGGAAUUUACUUAAAUCAUGAGGAUGUAACAGAUAAGUUAAAAAAUAAGAAAGUUACAUUAGAUUAAAUAACUAAUCACUCUAGUGAUAUAGACGAAACUAUUUAUCUUCCAAAUGAUCUUUUUUAGAUUAUGUAAAAUUAAUAUAAUUUACCAGAUAGCUCAUAUUUCUAAGGUUGCGCAUAAUGCUAAUGCUAAGAAGCUGCGAAUUUGCCUGAGAUUACUCUUAUAACUGAGUAAUACAAAAUUAUCAUCAAACCUAGCUAAUACAUUAAGAGUGAUUAAUACGAUUGUUUAAUUUAUUUAAGUGCAGCAGAUAGUUUCGUAAUUUCUUCUUCAUUACUACUUCAUACAGAGAGUAAGAUUAUGUAUUAGAAAUAAUCUAACUCUAUUAAAAUAAUCAAUGGAUAAUUAAUUAACCAUUUGAACAUUGAUUGCAUCAUGGCCAUAUUUUCUACCUUUACUGGAAUUAUCACAGCCAGCCUUUCAUAUAUUAUUUUAAUAUAGCUACUUAAUCUCAAAUUAUAUAAAUAAGAAGAAGAAAAGUAAAGAUAACAACUAACUAUUAUUAAAUUGAAAAAUAUGAUUUGA
This is a messenger RNA of Tetrahymena thermophila SB210, 1272 nucleotides long. Its product is annotated as eukaryotic aspartyl protease family protein. The record is from RefSeq and is a predicted model, not a curated record. NCBI's taxonomy places the organism in Eukaryota, Ciliophora, Oligohymenophorea, Hymenostomatida, Tetrahymenidae. The transcript has a single exon.